Messenger RNA from Arachis duranensis, 1684 nucleotides. Its product is annotated as 3,9-dihydroxypterocarpan 6A-monooxygenase-like. The record is from RefSeq and is a predicted model, not a curated record. The transcript has 2 exons. Bases 12 to 1574 code for a protein of 520 amino acids. Gene Ontology annotation, cellular component: membrane. NCBI's taxonomy places the organism in Eukaryota, Viridiplantae, Streptophyta, Magnoliopsida, Fabales, Fabaceae. Gene Ontology annotation, molecular function: oxidoreductase activity, acting on paired donors, with incorporation or reduction of molecular oxygen, NAD(P)H as one donor, and incorporation of one atom of oxygen; heme binding; iron ion binding.
UUAACAAGAUAAUGGAUAAUUUUCAAGAAUACAUAGCAAUCUUCUCAAUUUGGCUAGCAGCUACAAUAUUAUUCCAAGCCAUACUCACCAAAACUCGAUCAUCGAAGCUUCACCUUCCACCUAGUCCAUUGGCCUUACCAAUCAUUGGACACUUCCAUUUACUACAACCUUCUCUUCACAGAGCUGUUCAUAAGAUUUCAAACCGUUAUGGACCCUUGAUUCAGCUCUAUCUCGGCUCUAACCCCACGGUCUUCGUCAGCUCGGCUGAAAUAGCCAAAGAGAUCUUGAAAACACAUGAAGUCUGUUUCGCUAACAGACCUGCAAAUAUCGCAAUUAGUUCCCUAACUUAUGACAAAUCCGAUUUAGCGUUCGCGCCUUACGGAACCUUCUGGAAGUUCAUGAAGAAGCUCUGCAUGUCAGAGCUUCUUAAUGGACGGAUGCUUGAACUCCUCUCCCCGAUUAGGGAAGAGGAGAUCAAGAGAUUGUUGGAGACGCUUCGAAAGAAAGGCGAAGCGAGCGAGGCAGUGAACGUGGUGGAUGAGCUCUUAAAGCUAACAAAUAGCAUAGUGAUGAGAAUGGCUAUAAGCAAAAGCUGCUUUGACAUUCACAAUGAUGAUGCUGAUAAGGUGAUAGAAAUGGUGAAAGAAUCUGCCUUGUUGAGUGCAAAGAUUAACUUGCAAGAUCACUUUUGGUUUUGUAAAGGGUUUGAUUUUCAAGGCUUCGGGAAGAAAGUGAAGGAGGUUCGUGAAAAGUUUGAUAUCAUGUUAGAGGGUAUCAUUCAAGAACAUGAAGAGGAUAGAAGAUGUCAAAAGUCAACGGGAAAUACUGAUGGUGCCAAGGAUGUACUUGAUGCUCUUCUAACUAUUUCAGAAGAUCAAAGCUCAGAGGUUAAAAUAACCAGAGACAAUAUUAAAGGCUUCUUGAUGGAUAUGUUUGGAGGUGGAACUGAUACAACUGCAGCAACAAUAGAAUGGGCACUUGCAGAACUGAUUAACCAUCCAACUGCCAUGGAAAAAGCAAGAAAUGAAAUUGAUUUAUUGGUAACAAGUAGUGGAAAACCCAGAAUAGUGAUAGAAUCUGACAUACCAAAUCUUCCUUAUAUCCAAGCCAUAGUUAAUGAAGCACUAAGGCUUCACCCUCCAUCACCAUUCAUAAUGAGAGAGUCAUCUGAGAAUUGCACCAUUAAUGGAUUUCACAUUCCAGCAAGAACUAAAAUCCUCAUAAAUGUGUGGGCUAUUGGAAGAGAUCCAAAGAACUGGGAUAACCCUCUCGAGUUCAAGCCUGAAAGGUUUCUUGGAACGAAGGGUCAAACUUUUGAAGUUAGAGGUCAACAUUUUCAAUUCUUGCCUUUUGGAAGCGGUAGAAGAGGGUGUCCUGGAACAUCUUUAGCACUCAAUGUUGCUCAUACAAGCCUUGCUGCUAUGAUUCAAUGCUUUAAAUGGAAGGUUGUUGGGGAGAAUAUUGUUAAUGGUGUUAUUGAUAUGGAAGAAGGACCUUCAUUUAUUCUCUCAAGAGCUCAACCACUUAUUUGUAUCCCAAAAUCAAGGCUUGUACCUUUUCCAUCCAUCUCAUGAUCAUGGUAUAUUGCUAUCAUCUUAGUAGCCACACACAUAUAUAAGGAAUAAUAGUUUACCAAUUAUCUUGUUAUGUUGGAUUCAAUUGUCAUAGUUACUUUGUUCUUGAU